GCCCGCGCACGUUUACUCGUUAUGCAAUCGGCGCGAUCGUACGUACGUCCGAGCGGAUGAGUAUUUUUUUUUUUUUUCCGAUCGCCGCCGCGCUCGUUAUCGCCGACAACUCUGAAUAUUAUCGCCACGGCGAGAGAACGUGUCCUCAGUUGGAAAUUCCAGUGAGCAUCAGUGACGACGGGACGUAAUACCAGACGCACCAGGAGCACGGUGACGCGAAUCGAUGUCGUCCACGAUUCUGAUACUUUCCGGUCUGUUGCUCUCGUUGAUAUCAGGAUCAACGAGAGCAGCAGAGGACGAGCAGAGGACGUAUGGCCUUCCGUGGCAACAAACUCUCCGAUAUUGGUGGAAAAUAUACAACGCGUACAGCGAGGAGGUGUCCCUCGGUUACUGCUGGGCGAGCUAUUUGCUCAAGAUAAGCACCGAGUCGCCGACGAAUCUGUCCAUCGGAUCGACCUCCGCGGAGGAUCCAUUUCCGCGAGACGUGGCAGCCGAUGCGGUGGCGCCGAUCCUCGGGGUAGGAAGGCGUCUGCGAGAAAAACGCACGCUCGCGGGAUCCGUUGUUACCGAGCCCAUGAACCAUCCUGGCGAACGCCGAGUCGCCGCGCGAUCGAGGACGAUUCAAAGGCGAAGGAGGUGGACGGCGAGCGAAACCAGGCGAGCCUCCGGAGCCGUGUCGAAUUAUACGAAAUGGAAUAGGAAAAUUGACGAGAACGAAAGAACUGCGCCGAUCGAUUAUUACCCGGGGAGAAGACGGCGAGCGCUCCUGUCGAUCGUGCCGGAACUUUCGCGGGAGGCUCCACGAGACGGUCACGAGCUUUCAUCUCGCGGGAGCAGUUCGCGCGUCGUUAAUCCGACGCCUAAUCCCAGGGACGAAGACAAAGUCGAUUUCGGAUCGGCGGCGCCGGGGGCGGAGGAUUCGCGUCGUAAAGUUUUACGUUCGCUGACGAGCCAUCGUGACUCUUCCGUCGAGGACGCUUUCGCGUCGCGUUCGUUUUCACUCCAAGUUACCCGUGGAGGAUCAGCGGGCAACCGACGGUUUCCCUUUCGACGGUAUUCGUCGUCGGAAAAAGGAGAUUCAAGAGUAGACGAGACGUUAUCCGAUCCCUGGACGCCGCAGGAGGAUCCCGCAGGACGCCGAGUCCCUUUAAACAACGGCGGAAGUUCCUCGGCGCCGUCGCAGCGGCCUCGCACGAGUGUCGUAAAGUUGAUGGAUUUCGGGGGAAAUUCGUCGUGCGAUCCGACGAUAAAUUCGAGGACGCCUCGACGAAAGCCCGAGGAAUUAUCCCGCGAUUCGCUUUUAUCGCCUCGGGGCGGAAGCGCCAUUGCCGAACGAUCGUUUCCUCAGUCUCCGGGAAGUGGAGAAGGAGCUGUUAAAAGGGACGCGCUCUUGCAACUCAAAACGGUCAGCGGAAGCGACACGGGGAAGCGACACCCUCGGCGACGCGGAGCGGCGGAGAGCUCGACGGACGCGACGAUACAUCCGCUCUUUUCGUCGGAAUUCAGGCGGACGCGCCAACAAGUGCUCCCCGAAAAUCGUGGCGACCCGACAACUCCGCAGAAAUCGAGAGAGGAGGACGACGACCCCGUCCGAACCGCGCGUUCGUUAUCUAACGUUGGACAAUUUGUCGAAGCUGACGAGAACUCGGCAUCGACCCGUUCGACACUGAGCGCCCUGCAAGAUUCUCGAAAUCCAGUUCAAUUUGCCGCCCAGUACUUCGAGUCUAUGCGUUCAUUUAUCGUCUCUAUUUUCAGGACAUUGGGAAUGUUUGUUCAGGUAGGUCGGCAGGUCAUGGACGCCGUACAAACGAAUGCGGGCCUCACUUGUACGACGGACUACUUGCGGACGAAAUUUGUCACUUGGCUAGCGACAGAAAGUGACGAAAAACUUGAGAAACGUUAACGUUAUUUCUCUUCUAAAUCUUCGAGCACUCGGACUCGAAAGCUGAUGUCGUUUAAUAAGUCUGUAAAAGGAAAGAUCCACGAUUUCGUAGGCGUGUUUGUUGAUACAUGACAAAUUUUCACUUCUACGAACUAAAACUACGUCGCCCGAUAACUCGCUUAUCGAGACACUUCGAUCCUUAUUUGUUAAAUUUACCUAAGUCCUUCGAACUUAUACAUAUGUUAAAUUUACGAAGAUUUCGUUUUGUAUCGCGACGAAAUUGUUCAUAUUUACACUGCUUGCGCGGAUUAAAGCAUUGGCAUAAAAAUAAACUGAGCUCUGAU
Molecule: messenger RNA, 2226 nt
Organism: Vollenhovia emeryi
Lineage: Eukaryota; Metazoa; Arthropoda; Insecta; Hymenoptera; Formicidae
Exons: 3
Coding region: 224-1903 (559 amino acids)
Source: RefSeq, a predicted model, not a curated record